GAAACUCCCCAUCUAUCCAGUCACAGGGGCGACGCGUCCUGGAGGGUAUCGUUUUCCCCCCCUCCCCACUUCAGCUGUUUUCAUUUUCCCCCGUCGAGCUUUGGAAAAGUUGAACGCGUGGCGGUGUAGCGCUCCGAGUCGUCGAGUUUGAACGGGAUUCGGCGGCGGAUACCUAUCGAAAUCCACCGCUCUGCCCAAGAGCGCAUCCACAUUUUUAACUUUUUUUUUUCUUUUCUUUUUUUUGGGAGGGGGGGUGGUGUCCGGUCAAGUAGUGGACUCUCGGGCGGAGCCGUCAUGGCUUUCAUGGUGAAACACAUGGUGGGGGGACAGCUGAAGAAUCUGACCGGCGGUCUGACGGAGGAGAAAACCGAGGGAGAGAAGUCGGACGCGGCUGCGCAGGGAAUGACCCAGGAGGAGUUCGAACAGUACCAGCAGCAGCUAGAGGAGGAAAAGCAAGAACGAGAAGCUCAUUUUGCCCAGAAAAAGGCCGAGCGAGCAACAGUUCGAAGUCAUUUUCGGGAUAAAUACAGACUACCAAAGAAUGAGCUGGAUGAGACCCAGAUCCAGCAGGCAGGGGAUGAUGUGGAGCUGCCCACAGAGCUGGCCAAGAUGAUUGCUGAGGACAACCAAGAGGAAGCACACAAGCAGUCGGUGCUCGGCCAGCUGACCAACAUCCAGAAUGUGGACAUGGAUCAGCUGAAAGACAAAGCACAGGCCACGCUGGAGGACCUCAAAAAACAAACGGAGAACUGCAACCUCAUGUAGUCCAGCCAAGUGAAUAUCCCUGCCCUCUGUCUUUCUUGCCUUUCACUAACGCCCUAUGUUCUCUGAACCUCACUUUACCAGUGAUAUCCCAAUCAAUGUAUGAUGUUGGGUUUGAAAUUGUAGCGUCCAUAUGUUACCUUAAAUGUGGAAAAUUUGAAAAUUUCUUACUUUUUUUCUGGAUAUUUAGGUGAUAUUCUCAUCCAGAAAGACCCACAGUUAGUCAGUGAGCAAGUAGGAGUUUUGUGUCUUGCCCAAGGACACUUCAACAGGGAAAAAGCUGUUGAAGGGAUCAAUCCUAAAACCUCUUGGGUUAUGAGACAGUCCUCUUCUAUCACUUUUGUAAAUCUACACAUUCGUCAAUAAGUGUGAAAACUAACUAUUUUUUCCCCAAAUUCACUGUAACAUAUAAAUAAAUGUAAAUUAUACUCAGAGUAACUUAUGUGUGGCCAUUGUGUGACAGGUACGGAGGAAAAUUGAAUGCUUCAGUUUGUCGUAAGCCAAAGCCUCUGCUGAAAACAUACCAACCGACAUAAAAGAAAUACCACAAGUAUGUUCAAGUGUGGAACUGCUCCCCGCCCUUAUAUCUCAUUGACCUCCCUGUCUCAGUGGUGCUGUUUAGUGCUGGUGGUUUUGUGUUGUUAAGCCAACGUGAUUUGUCAAGUGCUGUCUUUAAAAAACGUCGUCAUUCAGCUGGUAGUGCUAGUCAUAGUGUUAGACAGCACACAGCCGCUACGGGCGUGGCGUGUACUCGGUAUUUCGUCUGACUUGGUGUUUUCUGGUGAAACUCAAGUGAAGCUGUGGAUGAAUGUGAUAAAGAGAGGAUGUCGGUGUCGUUUGUGUAACGUAUGUGUAUAUACUCUUCUCCCAGUAGUUCCUCUGUGAUUUUAUGCAGAAAUAGUGCUUGAAGAUUUUUUUUUAAUUUUUUAAAUUUAUUAUUUCACUUCUUUGUCCAUUUCUAUUUUGUUCUUGUUGGGCAACCGGAAGCUCUAAACAUUUGGAAUAUACAUUAUAGUGUUUUACGGGGAAAUUAAGCUGUAUUGUAUUGUCAUUUUAUUGAAACAUGUUGUCCAUCAGAGGUGGCAAUUUUGUGUGGUUAUGGCAUUACAGUAAUAUGAUAAAUGAGCUAAAGUGCAAUAAAUACCUAUUUUUGUGUGGAAACUUCCCACAUUUGUUAAAUGGGAUUAAGAGGGGUAAAUUGGAUUCAUAAUCUGAUUGCUGGUUAUAACUGAGUGUGUGAUAUUCAGUAAUAAAUAUAAACUUUUUUUCUAUAUCAUUUUUGACAUCUGUGUAACUGAUAUUUCAGGAAAUGGCUGCCAUGACACUCGGCGGCUUUUCCUCUCUGGCUGUUUCUUAAUCUACUCAUUUCUUUUACAUGAUCGCUGUUAUUCUAAAUCUCUCAAGGAUCUUAAUGCUUUUGAGUCGACAGUAGAAAUUACAAUAAACUC
This is a messenger RNA of Lampris incognitus (smalleye Pacific opah), 2210 nucleotides long. It is a transcript of the gene cplx3b, whose product is annotated as complexin 3b. Lineage: Eukaryota; Metazoa; Chordata; Actinopteri; Lampriformes; Lampridae. The transcript has 3 exons. Gene Ontology annotation, molecular function: syntaxin binding. Gene Ontology annotation, cellular component: SNARE complex; terminal bouton. Gene Ontology annotation, biological process: regulation of neurotransmitter secretion; synaptic vesicle exocytosis; neurotransmitter transport. The record is from RefSeq and is a predicted model, not a curated record. The coding region runs from base 295 to 765 and encodes 156 amino acids.